GUUUGCCUCUCCUGUCUCUUUAUAAACCCUCUCCUCCACCACCAUAAACCCAAAACAAAUCCCCAUUUCCUCCUCUCACUCAUGGAGACUCCCACGAUGAAGCCCGACACAGUCCUCAUCCUCGACUUCGGCUCCCAAUACACCCACCUCAUCACCCGCCGCAUCCGCUCCCUCAACGUCUUCUCCCUCGUCCUCAGCGGCACCUCCUCCCUCACUCAAAUCUCCUCCCACAACCCCCGCGUCGUCAUCCUCUCCGGCGGCCCCCACUCCGUCCACGCCCCCGACGCCCCGAGCUUCCCCGACGGGUUCGUCGAGUGGGCUGCAGGGAACGGUGUUCACGUUCUGGGGAUUUGCUACGGGUUGCAGCUGAUUGUGCAGAGGCUCGGGGGUGUGGUUGUGGAGGGGGAGAGUAAGGAGUAUGGGAAGAUGGAGAUUGAGGUGAAGCGUGAAAGUGAGGUUUUUGGGAAGGGGAGGGUUGGGGAGAAGCAGGUGGUUUGGAUGAGUCAUGGUGAUGAGGCUGUUAAGCUUCCUCAUGGGUUUGAGGUUGUUGCCCAGAGUGCUCAGGGUGCUGUUGCUGCUUUGGAGAAUCGGGAGAGGAGGAUUUAUGGUUUGCAGUAUCAUCCUGAGGUGACGCAUUCACCAAAAGGAAUGGAGACACUUAAGCAUUUUCUUUUUGAUGUGUGUGGGGUAUCUGCGGACUGGAAGAUGGAGGAUCUGAUGGAAGAAGAGAUCAAAGUGAUUAACAAAACCGUCGCAGCUGAUGAACAUGUCAUCUGCGCUUUGUCAGGAGGUGUGGACUCUACCGUUGCUGCAACUCUUGUUCACAAGGCUAUUGGAGAUAGGCUUCAUUGCAUCUUUGUUGAUAAUGGGCUAUUGAGGUAUAAGGAGCAAGAACGUGUGAUGGAUACAUUUGAGAGAGACUUGCAUCUACCUGUUACUUGUGUAGACGCAUCUGAGCAGUUUCUGAGUCAACUCAAAGGCGUAGUGGAUCCAGAGGCCAAGAGGAAGAUAAUCGGAAAGGAGUUUAUCAACAUUUUCGAUGAGUUUGCCAAGGAGCUAGAGAAGAAGCAUGGGAAGAAACCCGCUUUUCUAGUUCAAGGGACUCUGUACCCUGACGUGAUUGAGUCGUGCCCUCCCCCAGGUACUGACAGGACACAUUCUCACACCAUCAAGAGUCAUCAUAACGUAGGAGGGCUCCCUAAAGACAUGAAACUCAAGCUCAUUGAACCACUCAAGCUUCUCUUCAAGGACGAGGUCCGUGAGAUGGGAAGAAUCUUGAAUGUUCCUGUAGGAUUCUUGAAGCGUCACCCGUUCCCUGGUCCAGGGCUCGCAGUUAGAGUCUUGGGGGAUGUUACUCAAGGAAACGCCCUUGAGGUUCUUCGUCAGGUUGAUGAGAUAUUCAUCCAAUCAAUCAGAGACGCGGGUCUCUAUGAUUCGAUCUGGCAAGCUUUUGCAGUGUUCUUGCCUGUAAGAUCAGUUGGAGUCCAAGGUGACAAGAGAACACAUUCUCAUGUGGUUGCUCUUCGCGCAGUUACAAGCCAAGAUGGAAUGACUGCAGACUGGUUCAAUUUUGAGCACAAGUUUCUGGAUGAUGUCUCCCGGAAAAUCUGUAACAGUGUCCAAGGAGUAAACCGUGUGGUUCAAGACAUUACAUCAAAGCCUCCUUCAACGAUCGAAUGGGAAUAAAAGAAUCAGAUCAAUUGGGUUGUUUGGUUUAUGGAUAUCCACAAUUUUUAGACCAUUUUAUAAAAGAUUGUUGUGGUCAUCAUCUAAAAUUGAUGCUUAUUACUAUUAUGAGCAGAAUAUAGUUUUCUCAUAAAAUAUUUAUUGAUCUAAAA
This is a messenger RNA of Brassica rapa (field mustard), 1838 nucleotides long. RefSeq names its product GMP synthase [glutamine-hydrolyzing]. The record is from RefSeq and is a predicted model, not a curated record. Gene Ontology annotation, molecular function: ATP binding; GMP synthase activity; GMP synthase (glutamine-hydrolyzing) activity. NCBI's taxonomy places the organism in Eukaryota, Viridiplantae, Streptophyta, Magnoliopsida, Brassicales, Brassicaceae. Gene Ontology annotation, cellular component: cytosol. Gene Ontology annotation, biological process: GMP biosynthetic process.